AUGGAAGCAGAACGCAGCAGCUCCUUAGAGUUUACACCAACAUGGAUAGUUGCCAUUGUCUGCUUCAUUAUUGUUUUCUUAUCUUUUUCCGCUGAGCGCGGUCUUCAUCGACUUGGGAAGUUAUUGGAGCAUAAGGAUCAAUAUCAACUAUAUCAAGCCUUACAAAAAUUAAAGGAAGAGCUGAUGCUUCUAGGGUUCAUUUCCCUUCUAUUAACGGUGUUUCAAGGUUUAAUAAGUCGCAUAUGCGUACCAAGUCAUCUUACAUCUUCCAUGCUUCCAUGCAAGAGGGACACUGGUUCCGAGCAUUACUCUCAUCUAAAUACAAACAAUCGACGAAGGCUUUUGUCUGAAGAGGCUAAUUCAGGGCAAUGCCUACGCGAGGGAAAGGUUCCAUUGUUAUCAUUGGAAGCAUUACACCAGCUGCACAUUUUCAUCUUUGUACUGGCAGUAGUUCAUGUGAUCUUCUGUGUCACUACCAUGUUUCUUGGCGGAGCCAGGAUACGCCAGUGGAAGCUCUGGGAGGAUUCAAUUUCAAAAUCAGUGAAGGGUCCAACAAGGAGCAACAGCACUCCUGCUCCUGACUACCACGAGAUCUUCAAACUACGUGCUUCUGGAUACUGGAGACAGGCAGCUAUUGUUAGUUGGAUGAUAUCGUUCUUCAAACAGUUUUAUGGCUCUAUUACCAAGUCAGAUUACGUUGUACUGCGACAAGCUUUCAUCAAGGAACACUUCCCAAGGAAACCUGAAUAUAAUUUUCACAAGUACAUGGUGCGGACACUUGAAGUUGAUUUCAAAAAAGUUGUUAGCAUAAGCUGGUACCUGUGGCUGUUUGUUGUGGUAUUCUUACUGCUGAAUGUGGCAGGAUGGAACUCAUAUUUUUGGUUAUCCUUUUUGCCUUUGAUCCUGCUACUUUUUGUGGGCGCUAAGUUAGAGAAUGUAAUCUCCCGUUUGGCUCGGGAGGUAUUGGAGAAGAAUGUACAUGACCAUGAAGCACAGCAGGUCACAGAGAGGAAGAGAGACCAUGAAGCAGCACGUUUGAAGCCAUCGGAUGAGCACUUUUGGUUUGGUCGCCCUGCCAUUGUGCUUUACUUAAUUCAAUUCAUUUUGUUUCAGAAUUCAUUUGAGAUUGCCUUCUUCUUCUGGAUCUUGAGCACAUACGGAUUCAAAUCAUGCAUCAUUGAAAAAUUGGGCUUCAUCGUCACAAGACUUAUUAUGGGUGCGGUUGUUCAAGUGCUAUGCAGUUACAGCACCUUGCCUUUGUAUGCUCUUGUGACCCAGGUGGGUAGCAGGUUAAAAGAAGGCAUCUUUGAAGAAACUACGGGAACAUCUGUGAGAAUAUGGGCUAAACGUUCAGGGGGUAAAAGAAAGGAGAGAGCAGAGAGUCGCCCGGCUGAAGCAAGUCAAACACAAAUAAAUAAAAUGGCUACAGAAUCACCACAAAAUACUCAAAUUUCGGAACAAGCAAUGGUUGCGAUUGAAGAAACUACGACAACAGUAGCAUCUGAGCUCCCCUCCGCCUAUGUAGCCCAACCACCUUUUCCAGCAUCUUGACUUACUUGAGAGAUAUCCUACGUGGCAAUUUGAUUUCCGAUGGCCAGUAUUCAGUUCCUUAAUGUACAAGGACAUAUAACCUUUUCAACA
Corylus avellana is the source of this 1641-nucleotide messenger RNA. RefSeq names its product Seven transmembrane MLO family protein (gene MLO13). The record is from RefSeq and is a predicted model, not a curated record. Gene Ontology annotation, biological process: defense response. Gene Ontology annotation, cellular component: membrane. NCBI's taxonomy places the organism in Eukaryota, Viridiplantae, Streptophyta, Magnoliopsida, Fagales, Betulaceae.